Molecule: messenger RNA, 288 nt
Organism: Colletotrichum costaricense
Lineage: Eukaryota; Fungi; Ascomycota; Sordariomycetes; Glomerellales; Glomerellaceae
Product: cytochrome P450
Exons: 1
Coding region: 1-288 (95 amino acids)
Source: RefSeq, a predicted model, not a curated record
AUGGCAGACAUGCUGGAUAUCACCAAUCCCAUACACUGGCUGACCGUUCUGGCCCCCUUCACCGCGGUCUUGCCGAUUUUGUACAUCCUUUACCAGAUCAUCCGGCCGAAGCCCAUACCUGGCAUUCCAUUCAAUAAACAUGCCGCAAAGAGCAUUUUCGGUGAUAUUCCCGACAUCAAGAGAGAACCACCCGGUAACCUCCUCAUUUGGAUAGCAGCUCAGUCCCGUCGUCACAACAGCCCUAUGUUCCAAGUCUGGCUGGGCCCUCUCACGAUGGUUGGUCAUUAG